Messenger RNA from Spirodela intermedia, 549 nucleotides. NCBI's taxonomy places the organism in Eukaryota, Viridiplantae, Streptophyta, Magnoliopsida, Alismatales, Araceae. The record is from the annotation of a GenBank genome assembly.
AUGGUGAGCAGAGGGGGCCCCAACCCGCCGCCGCAGAUCGCCUUCGGAGGGGGGGCUCAGCCCUCCUCCUCCUCCUCCUCCGCUGCCGGCGCCGGUAACAUGAUGUAAGGGGGACUCCCGGGAGGGGGUGAAUUGGUCUCCGAGGGGGGGAAUAUUCCGGCGAGGAGGGGAGAGGGAGAGGGAGAGGAUUUUUAGGGUUCUUGAUGAGGGUUUUUGGUGGCAGGAACAAGGCGGGUUUCGCCGGAGGGUACGACAUGGGAGAGCUUGAUCAGGCUUUGUUUCUCUAUCUGGAGGGGCAGGAGCGAUCCGCCGGUCGGGAGCAAAGACGUGAGUUGAAUCGGAUCAUUCGAAUUGCGUCUCUUCCUGCGGUUUUCCUGCGUCUGUUUCUAUGGAGGACGAUCGAUCGGAGGAGUUUGGACCGCCAUGGGGGGGGGGGGGGGGAUUCUUCCCCGGUCAAACUUUUUUGGGAGGGUCAUGAGGAGAUCAUGGCGAACAGAUCUCAUCGUACCGCGUUUUGACCGGAUUUUAUCUGGUGCAGCCUCCAUGUGA